AUCUGUUUUCUUUAGAGAAAUUUACGCAUUUUGCUCCGUCAUCCGUGAAAAAUAGCCUCGAUCCAUUUCUGUGACUUAAGGUUGCUCCUAGUCAUGUCCCAGGACCACGGAGUCAGUGUUGAUUACAGCAGAGUCUAGAAUGGUUUCUCUAGGCAACGGAUGGAAAAAGGAGGAUUGACGGAGUCUGUGUGAAUUCAAAGUGAGGUCCGUUCUUGCAGGCGAAAAAAGCAGCGGGAACUGACGUCUGGAAUCGCGAGAUCACGAGGUCGCGCGAGAGUAGCAAGCUCACUCGCGAAGUCGUGAGCUCACGCGAUAGUAACUAUUAUGAAUUCGGAGAGGCUCACUUGAUACAGAAUUUUUUAAAUUUUUCUUGCACGGUCUCCUCAUUUGACGUGACCUUUAUGUCUCUACGAUGGUGCCACUUAACAAGAAAAGAGCCCUCGCGAUUGUUCUCCUUCUCGCACUGAGGAGGAGGAGGGAACGAAAGAGGCGCUUUUGGGUGCAUCCCUUCAACCUGCGAAGGAAGCAGAGAGGGGAUUUUUAUCACCUUGUGGCAGAGCUGAGGCUGGACAGGAAUCGCCAUCAGGAAUACUUCAGGAUGAGUGUAGAGAAGAUGGACGAACUGCUGUCUCUAGUUGGUCCUGAGCUCAGGCGGCAAUCAACCUCUUUCAGAGCCCCUAUAGAGCCCAAACAAAGACUGGCAGUUGGACUAAGGUACUUGGCCUCUGGGGACUCCAUGGUCAACCUUGCUUGUAGCUAUCGGCUCGGUCACUCCACUGUGAGAAACUCUGUUCACAUGGUUUAUUCAGCCAUUGAGAAGGUAAUGAUGGAGCGUUUCCUCCCCAAACCAACAGAAGACACGUGGAAGGAAGUGGCACAAGGCUUCUGGGAAAAGUGGAAUUUUCCAAACUGCUUCGGCGCCAUUGACGGAAAACACAUUUCCAUACAGUCACCGCCACGAGCCGGCUGUCAGAACUCCAAUCAUGACAGAACUUUUGAAAUCUUGCUAUUGGCACUUGUGGAUGCUGACUGCAGGUUCCGAUUUUUUCAGGUUGCAGACUUUUGGAGAACCGAUGAUGGAGGGAUGUUUGCUGGGUCCGAUCUGGCGAAAAGCAUAAAAAGUGGAACUCUCCAUGUGCCACCCAGUGCACCUCUGCCCGGUGCAACACAUCUGGGUGAUGUACCAUUUGUCAUGGUGGGUGAUGCAGCUUUCCCGCUGAAGACGUAUCUGAUGAGGCCUUACCCUGAAGUGAGGCUAAAUGGCAAAAACAGAAUAUUUAACUACCGACUUUCGAGAGCAAGGAAAGUGGUGGAAAAUGCUUUCGCCAUUCUCGCAUCACGGUGGAGGAUUUUCUUUCGUCACAUCAACCUGCAACCACAACGUGUCGAAACGCUGGUUGCUGCGGCAUGCAUUUUGCACAACUUCCUGAUAGACCCAAAUGAGAACCAGAGAAUCCUUAAUGAAGCAGAGCAAUUAGGGCACCGCAUGGCAGCAGUGCAAAAUAUGGGUGGGAACAGGUCAUCAAAGGCGGCCAUUGGUGUCAGGGAGACCUUGACCACAUUUUUCAACUCUGAUGAGGGCUGUGUGCCUUGGCAAAGCAAGAUGAUUUAACAUCAUGAACCAAAGUAACUUUAAUGGACAGAAUUUCUAGGGCCAGCCAAGGUAUUGAGAGGGUCAAUUUCAGUGGCCUUAUGGUCCUGUUUCUAUUAUCUGCACAUGAUGUGGUUCUAUUGGCUUCAUCAGGCAUGAUCUACAGCUCUCCCUUGAGAGGUUUGCAGCUUAGUGUGAAGCAGCUGGGAUUUUUUAUUUUUUUUUUUGUGUGUGUUAGAAUUCUGGUGUCAGUGAAAAGUAUUUAUUUUGUAAAUAUAUGUCUUAAAAUUUUUUUUUUUUCAUAGGCCUCUUAUAACGAUAAAGUAUGGUUCCCAGAACCUCCCUUUGAGGACAUUCAGUGGUCCUUCCACACAGCAUUGUAACCUCUCAACAUUUCUCAUGUCAUUGGCAUAACUACAUUUUUUUUAAUGCAUUUUGCAUUUCUAAAAAAAAAAAAAAAAAAAAGUCAGAGGGGAAGACUGGAAAAAAAAAGGCAUCUAAUAGAUUAGAAAAAACCAAAGACAACCACAUCACAUUGGAAGUAUUAGGUCAGAACCUCUGACAUUUCAUCACAGAUAAUUCAGACAUGGAGUGUCUAGAGUUAUUUACUGCUAUGGACAACAAGAGGUUAAUUCUAGAGGUAGGAAAACAAAACAUUUUCUACAAAGCCGCUUAUCCCCUAUGGGGACAGCAGAAGGAAAUGAAAUGGUAUGAGAUUUAUUGUAUAAAACAACUUUGAACUUAAUGUUUUUCCCGUUUGCAUUUGGCAAAUUUUCAAAAAUAAAAAUGUCUACAUUUUUUUGAA
This is a messenger RNA of Cyprinodon tularosa, 2396 nucleotides long. RefSeq names its product protein ANTAGONIST OF LIKE HETEROCHROMATIN PROTEIN 1-like. The record is from RefSeq and is a predicted model, not a curated record. The coding region runs from base 413 to 1612 and encodes 399 amino acids. NCBI's taxonomy places the organism in Eukaryota, Metazoa, Chordata, Actinopteri, Cyprinodontiformes, Cyprinodontidae. The transcript has 3 exons.